AGUACAACUUGUCAUUCUGUGAAUAUCAGCUGAUUGAUUACCUUUUUGUACAGCAAUAAAAUCGUGAUUUAAACAUAAUUCCACUAUGUAAUAACUAAGUUAAUAUGCGGGAAUUUGGCAGAUUCGGUCCUUUGAUCGGUGCAGUAGAUGAAGGAACUUCAAAUGUUAAGUUCCUGGUAUUUGCGGCAAAUACUUCCGAAGUGUUGACCUACCAUCAAAUAUCGUUGAAACGAUUCAGCCCUCAAGAAGGAUGGAUUGAACAAGAUGCUCUGGAAAUAUUAAAUGCAGUUUUGGAAUGUAUAGAGGUAACAAUAGAUAAUCUACGAAAACUGGAUAUAAACCCUGAGGAUGUUGUUGGCAUUGGUAUCACAAACCAGAGAGAAACUACUAUAGUAUGGAACUCUGUAACCGGACAACCUCUUUAUAGUGCCAUAGUGUGGUUAGAUGUAAGGACAUCUAGCAUUGUAGAUGAUCUGAUUAAAACCAAAGGAGCCCAAUGUAUAAAUGCUGUGACACAAACCAGUGGCCUGCCACUGUCCACAUACUUUUCAUCUGUGAAAUUAAAAUGGCUGCUGCAAAAUGUAUCUGCUGUAAAAGAUUCAGUGAAAGCUGGAGAAUGCAUGGCAGGCACCGUGGAUUCCUGGCUUAUUUGGAAUCUAACUGGUGGAAGCCAUGGCGGCACGCACGUAACAGAUGUCACGAACGCUUCGCGGACGCAGCUCAUGUCACUAAGAAGUCUUCAAUGGGAUAAAGGAUUAUUACGGUUUUUCGACAUACCUAUACAAAUACUACCAAAGAUUAAAAGCUCCGCCGAAAUAUAUGGUUACAUAUCUACUGGAUCCCUUCUUGGUGUACCAAUAGCUGGGUGCCUGGGUGAUCAACAAGCUGCUCUAGUUGGACAAGGAUGCAUGCGAUUUGGUCAAGUCAAAUGUACUUAUGGCACUGGUUGUUUUCUAUUAUAUAACACUGGUGAUUCUAUCAUUCAUUCACAACAAGGUCUUUUGACGACAGUGGCAUAUAAACUUGGGCAAGAUGCACCUCCGGUUUAUGCUUUAGAAGGAUCUGUAGCUAUAGCAGGUGACACAUUACAGUGGCUUCGUGAUGGACUGGAGCUUAUUACCGAUGUAAGAGACACUGAAGCUCUGGCCGGAGAAGUUACUGAUGAUGAAGAUGGAAGCAUUUGUUUUGUGCCAGCAUUUAAUGGUUUAUAUGCGCCUCAUUGGCGGAAGGAUGCUAGAGGAGUAAUGUGUGGAUUGAGUGGCAAAACCCGACGCGAGCAUGUAGUCCGAGCUGCGUUUGACUCGGUGUGCCAUCAGACGCGGUGUGUGGCGACUGCGAUGGCGGCUGAUGUAGCGCCACUCCGGAGAUUGCUAGCAGACGGUGGAAUGGCGCAAAAUACAGUUCUGAUGCAAAUGCAAGCAGACAUCCUCGGUAUUCCUGUGAUUCGACCUUUGAUGAUGGAAAGCACCGCUCUAGGAGCGGCCAUAGUGGCCGGUCGAGCGUUGCGAGUGUGGCCCACCUCUACGCCGUGCCCACCCGCUGACACAUUCCUACCGGUGACUACUUCCGAAGAGCGUGAAAUCAAACGUGUGCGAUGGGAAGAAGCACUGAACAGGUGUAUGGCGUGGGUAUCAAACGAUGAAGAGAAGGAGAAAAUCUGCGCCGAUGAGACAGAUAGAACAACUGCUGUUAUACCGCCCGGUCUGUUUUUCCUCGGCACCGCGCUUCUAGUUAUUAUAGCAGAUAAAUUCAAAGUUAUCUAAUCAAUGGGCUCAAAUCAUUAUAGAGUCAUUUGUAGAACAAUUCUGUAUACCUCCAAAGUUAGUUGUAAAGUAUUAAUUUAUUAAUAGCUGAACUGUUGAUUAUUUGUUGUCAUAAUAAUAUAAAACGUUAUAAAUAAAA
This is a messenger RNA of Trichoplusia ni (cabbage looper), 1902 nucleotides long. It is a transcript of the gene Gk-2, whose product is annotated as glycerol kinase-like. The transcript is spliced from 12 exons. Gene Ontology annotation, cellular component: mitochondrion. Gene Ontology annotation, biological process: glycerol metabolic process; glycerol-3-phosphate biosynthetic process; triglyceride metabolic process. Bases 105 to 1763 code for a protein of 552 amino acids. The record is from RefSeq and is a predicted model, not a curated record. Gene Ontology annotation, molecular function: glycerol kinase activity. Lineage: Eukaryota; Metazoa; Arthropoda; Insecta; Lepidoptera; Noctuidae.